Messenger RNA from Chlamydomonas reinhardtii, 3689 nucleotides. RefSeq lists its product as uncharacterized. Bases 132 to 3194 code for a protein of 1020 amino acids. The record is from RefSeq and is a predicted model, not a curated record. Lineage: Eukaryota; Viridiplantae; Chlorophyta; Chlorophyceae; Chlamydomonadales; Chlamydomonadaceae. The transcript has 7 exons.
GUACAACGUCCCAAUUAUUAUAAUCGGGCUUCUGAUAACGACCUUUCGGCCGCUUGUGCAGCUGCAACACCUUCCACUCGGUCCGCUCGAGUUGGGGAUGAAAGCUCUGAACUUCCGUUAGGGUUGAUAUAAUGCUGAGAGUCAACAAUGGCGUGCUAGUCGUGCCUCCGUUCGAGGCUGCGUGGCUCACUGGCGAGGGUUUCACACUGCGGAAUGGCACCGGCUGCGUGUCGUUUGAGGCAAAGGGUGAAACAGAUGUCACAGUCAUUCUCAAGUCCACGCCUGGGGCAAAGCGACUGCAGCCAUUGCUGCGACAGACCGCAACUGCUGCCAGUGGGGCCGGGCACAGCGGGGGCAACGCGCUGCAGGUGGAGGAGAACUACACAAUCAUCUUCGGAAGCCACCGGAACAGCUGCCUCAAAAUCGAGAAGAACGGCGUGACGCAGUGCAUGGUGGGCGGCGUGCCCUGCUCGCGGGUCAGCGGCAAGGUGUUCAGCAAGUUCUGGAUUGACCUCAACCAUGGGGUGCUCACUGUUGGGCACGGCGAGCCAGGGCAGGGCGUGUGCCACCAAUGGCGCGACGCGCAGGAAAUUCCCGGCAUUCAGCACAUUGGACUGAGCUGCUGGGACCGGCACGUGUCGUACCGCUCCAUUGCGCUGCACGCGCCGCUUGACUUCUCUCGCCUGCAGCGCGAGGCAGCCGCGCAGCUGUCCGCCACCUCCUGCCCCGUGCCCUCGCUCUUCGACGCCACCUGCACCGCCAUCAUGGCCGCCGCCACCCCCGCAAACAUCUGCUCCGCGCUGGCGGUGGCAGAGCUGCUGCUGCCCACCACGCAGAAGCUGUACCGCUUCUGCCUGGACUUCAUCGCGCGGCACUUUGAGACCGUGGUGGCGCUUCAGGGCGACGGGCAGCUAGACCCCUGCUGCGAUCCGGCAGCACUGGCGCAGGCGCAGCAGCUAGAGCAGGCGGCUGCGGCGGCGGGGGCAGCAGGCGGAGCGGCAGGCGAGGCCGGGGCGUUUGGUGCGCCGCCUGGGGCGGACGAGGGCGGGCUGCUGUCUGUGUCGGCGGCAGCCAUGUGCGACCUGGUGUGUCAGAAUACCUUCAGCGUGGAUGAGCAGGGAAUUUACUGGGCGGUGCGGGAUUGGGCCUGCCAUCACGUGGCUCAGGCGGCGGCGACAGCACCAGGGCCGGAAAUGCCGAGACCGGCCGCAGUCGCUGCGCCCCCGGCUGGGGCAUGCGCGCCCGGGCGAAAACACUCAGGGGACUUUUCAGGCGACUCACCGCGAGCUGCUGUUCACGCCGGAGGGCCGCAGCAGCGCGUUGCGGGCGGCAGCCCCCGGCGGCUGUCCGCACCGGAGCUGGACGUGUCGUCACUGGUAGCGGCCCUUAGCGCCGCCGCAGCCGCGGCCGAGCUGCAGCAGCAGGAGUGCGCGGCACACAACAACAGCACCGACGGAACGGAGCCACACCUCACAGCCGACCCCGCAGCGGUGGACGGCACACAUCAGCAGCCCCAGCAGCAGGGGCAGCCAGCAGGCCGCUCACCGGCGUCCCACCACCUGCACGCCCAGGCAAGGGAGGACGCCGCGCGCGUGCUAAGCCUCAUCCGCUUCCCGCUGCUGCCCAUUGAGCAGCUGCACGGCUGCCUGGCGGACCCGCUGCUGGUGCAGCUGCCGGCGGUGCUGGCGCUGGUGCACGAGGCGUUGGACGUGCACCGCCGCGAGACCGGCGCCGUGCUGGCGCCGCCGCAGCACCAUCUGCAGCAGGCACCCCAGCAGCUCCUGUUGCUGGGUGAGGCGGCGGCUGGGCCGGCCGCGGCUGCAAUGCAGGGGGCGCCGGGGGCUGCGGCAACAGGUGGAAUGGGCGGGGUGGGCGCCGCCGCGGGGACAGCGCCUUGUGGCGCUGCUGCAGCGGAUGCCGCAUGCUUUGCAGCGGCAGCCGGCUGCGCUGGUGCUGUCCCUACCGGGGCUGGCUGCGCGCCGCUACCAGGUGCAACGCUGGCGUCCGCAGCGUCGAUGGGCUGUGCGGCCAUACCCGGCAGUGCUAACGGCGGGGCAGGAUCCUUCAGUCGCAGCACGAGCAUGCCAGCGCCGGCGUCAGAGCGGCGGCUGGUGAAGCCGCUGGCCCCGAGCGGCCACAGCGGCAGCGUGGCGACGGAGGGCGGAGGGCCGGGAACGCCGGGUCCGGCAGGCACACCGCACCCGCUGCAGUCGCCCGUCAAGACGUCGGCAGCGGGUGGGGCUACGGGCGGCAGCGGCGCGGCGGACGGCGCGGCGGCGGCGUGGUCAGUGCGUUACCAGCGGCGCUGCCUGCCGUUUGCGCUGGAGCUGGAGUACGUUUGUGACGGCGACUCGUCCGGGGUGCUGCACUUCCUGGGCACACAGUACGGCGCGCAAGGCUGGGUGAACCCCAUGCUGGCCAAGCGCGUGGACGUGCGUGCCAGCAGCCCGACCGGCCGCACCACCGACCCGCGCGUGCUGGCCGGCCGCCAGUUCGUGCGCACCAACUUCGCGGGCCCGCGCUACGUCAACGGCGUGGCCAGCAGCUGGUGGCAGGUGGACCUGGGCGAGCAGCACCAGCUGGCCAUCACCUACUACACACUGCGCCACGACGGUUCACAGGACUUUGCGCGCAGCUGGGUGCUGCAGGGAUCCCACGACUUGUCCAACUGGGUGGACCUCAAACGCCACGCCAACGACACCACUGUCAAGGUGCCGGGCCAGUACGCCUCGUGGCCCGUGAUCGGACCCGCCGCUGCCACGCCCUACCGCGCCUUCCGCCUGCUGCUCACCGCGCCCAAUGCCUCGCCCAACCCCGCCAGCCGGUACAACUUCUGCCUCAGCAAUGUGGAGUUCUAUGGCUUUAUGUACAAGGGAAGCGGCGCGGGCGGCGGCUGGGCGGCGUCAGCAGCAGCGGCGGCAGUGGUUGCGGCAGCGGUGGGGCAGUCGGCGGGCGCCAGCAGCAGCUCUGUGUCGGCAGCGCCGCAGCCGGCAGCAGCAGCUGCAGUAAGCGGCUGCACCGCUAGCGUGGGUUCCUGCAGCACUGGCGCGGAAAGCAACGGCGGCGGUGGUGGUGGCGCCAGCGGCAGCAGCAGCAACAGCACUCCGGUCGGCAGUGCGGCCAACAGCGCUGGCACGGGUGCCGCGCUCAGCACAGAGCUGCAGGACGCGUCACUUGAUGGCCACACAAAAUAGAAAACGGCGUUGGCUGCUUGUGUGCUCAACGUUGGGAAUGCACUUCAUGCGUAAUCGUAACCCACUGAGUUGGCCGGGUUGGUAGUAUACGUAAGACGGCAGCAGGUGGGGCGUGUCAAUCGUGCAUACAGAGCCCUUUGGCAUGGUGGCAACACAGGUUCGUGAUUGACGCGUUUUUGUCCGUAUUUGAUACCGUACUUUUCGUGUUACGAACAUCGAACUGGGCCACGUCGAGUUUUGCGGCACUUCCAUGAUUGGCCGGAGCGUACAUGCAUGAUGUACGGUAGUGCGGUUGAAGAGAACCAAACCCGCGUGCGCUGAAGUGCAUCGUCAGCCACCGGGGCCCUCAGCCCUGCACCUAGGUGAUCCAGCUAGAUAAAGUCACACAGCUGGGUUAUAUAGUGGAUCUUGUGCGUCGCUGGACAGCUUGUCAUGUGUUUGGUUGAUAAGCAUCGUUGCUGUCUGUCGGGGCGUUGCCACUGGCCCAGUAGAGUC